CGUGGAGGGCGGCUGAGGUAGCCGGUGGUGUGUCCCGGCCGGCCGGUUGCCGGCUCUUGGUGUCUUUUGCCCUGUCACGGAGCUGCUGGUCCGGAACCAUGGAGUACAUGCCAGAGUCCAUUGAGCGCAGCCCGGGACACAUCUUGUGCUGUGAAUGUGGUGUCCCAAUUAGUCCAAAUCCUGCCAAUAUUUGUGUGGCCUGUUUACGAAGUAAAGUUGACAUCAGCCAAGGUGUUCCAAAGCAGGUCUCCAUUUCUUUCUGCAAACAAUGUCAAAGAUAUUUUCAGCCACCAGCAUCAUGGGUACAGUGUGCUUUAGAGUCCAGGGAACUUCUUGCUUUGUGUUUGAAAAAAAUUAAAGCUCCUCUGAGUAAGGUUCGGCUUGUCGAUGCAGGCUUUGUUUGGACUGAGCCCCAUUCUAAGAGACUUAAAGUUAAAUUGACAAUUCAGAAAGAGGUGAUGAAUGGUGCUGUCCUGCAGCAGGUGUUUGUGGUGGAUUAUGUUGUUCAGUCCCAAAUGUGUGGAGACUGCCAUAGAGUAGAAGCUAAGGAUUUCUGGAAGGCCGUGAUCCAAGUCAGGCAGAAGACUCUGCACAAGAAAACAUUCUACUAUCUGGAACAGUUGAUUUUAAAAUAUGGAAUGCAUCAGAAUACACUACGUAUCAAGGAGAUUCAUGAUGGUCUGGAUUUUUAUUAUUCUUCAAAACAGCAUGCUCAGAAGAUGGUGGAGUUUCUUCAGGGUACAGUUCCCUGUAGAUACAAAGCAUCACAAAGAUUGAUCUCCCAGGAUAUUCAUAGUAACACAUACAAUUACAAGAGUACUUUUUCUGUGGAAAUUGUUCCAAUAUGCAAGGAUAAUGUUGUCUGUCUAUCACCAAAACUGGCACAGAGCCUUGGAAAUAUGAGUCAGAUAUGUAUUUGUAUUCGAGUAACUAGUGCCAUCCACCUCAUAGACCCAAAUACCCUACAAGUUGCAGAUAUUGAUGGAAACACUUUCUGGAGUCAUCCUUUUAAUAGUUUAUGCCAUCCUAAACAGCUUGAAGAGUUUAUUGUGAUAGAAUGCAACACAGUUCGAGAUCUGAAGCGAAGCGCAGGGGCUGGAGUAAUAUCAAAAAAGCACACCCUUGGGGAAGUCUGGAUCCAGAAGACAUCUGAAAUGAAUACAGAUAAACAGUAUUUUUGCCGAACUCACUUGGGACAUCUUUUAAAUCCUGGAGACCUGGUGCUGGGAUUUGAUUUGGCCAACUGUAACUUAAAUGAUGAGUAUGUCAACAAAAUGAAGUCAGACAGAGUUCCAGAUGUGGUGUUAAUUAAGAAGAGCUAUGACCGUACCAAACGCCAGCGCCGUAGAAACUGGAAACUGAAAGAGCUUGCAAGAGACAGAGAAAACAUGGACACAGAUGAUGAAAGGCAAUAUCAAGAUUUUCUUGAAGAUCUUGAAGAAGAUGAGGCAAUUAGAAAAAAUGUCAACAUUUACAGAGAUGCAACGAUCCCUGUGGAAAGUGACACAGAUGAUGAAGGAGCACCUCGAAUUAGUCUGGCUGAGAUGCUUGAAGACCUUCAUAUUUCUCAAGAUGCCACUGGUGAAGAAGGUGCAUCAAUGAUGUCAUGAUGAGUCAUAUUAUAUGUUGCUUGCAUAUCUGUGGCCUUAGGAAGUUGGCAAAAACCUUUAUUGUAUAGUACAUGUAUUCCCUUAUAUUUUGAAAGGAGAAAUUUGACCUCAAACUUUAAUAAAUUACUAUUUUAAUUGUUUCCUUAAA
Mus pahari (shrew mouse) is the source of this 1758-nucleotide messenger RNA. RefSeq names its product NMD3 ribosome export adaptor (gene Nmd3). The transcript is spliced from 16 exons. The coding region runs from base 99 to 1610 and encodes 503 amino acids. The record is from RefSeq and is a predicted model, not a curated record. Gene Ontology annotation, cellular component: cytoplasm; nucleus. Lineage: Eukaryota; Metazoa; Chordata; Mammalia; Rodentia; Muridae. Gene Ontology annotation, biological process: ribosomal large subunit export from nucleus. Gene Ontology annotation, molecular function: ribosomal large subunit binding.